CGCCGCCGGUUGACGUCGCCGCAGUGCCGCUGGCCUCCGCUGCUGCCCGGGCUCUGCUCCUCCGCCCUAUGGGCGUCCGAGGCUACCGGCGGCGGAGCUGGAGCUGCGCAAGCUGAGGGUGCGGGCAUCGACGGAGGUCCCGGCUCGGGCCUGCCGCGCCGUCAGACUUAAGAUGAAACGCUACAGAAGGGCCUCCGGAAGUGGAAAGAUAAACAACAUUGAAGAUUAAAAAAUAUGUUGUGCCUUUAGAUGUUCUGGAAAAAUAUCAGUAAUGGAUCAAAGGAAGAAUGACAGCAUUGUCCCCAGUAUCACGCAAUUAGAAGAUUUUCUUACAGAACACAAUUCCAAUGUUGUUUGGCUUCUUGUUGCUACCAUUUUGUCUUGUGGAUGGAUUAUUUAUCUCACCUACUAUAAUUCUCGGAAUGUUGGUCUUAUUUUAACACUGGUCCUUAAUAGAUUGUAUAAACAUGGCUAUAUCCAUAUUGGUUCCUUCUCUUUCUCUGUUCUUUCUGGCAAAGUCAUGGUUCGUGAAAUAUAUUACAUUACAGAAGAUAUGUCUAUUAGGAUUCAAGAUGGAUUUAUCAUUUUUCGGUGGUGGAAAAUGUAUAACCCAAAGCAGAAACAACAUGAUCCAAAGGCAGAAACCAGAUUAUAUAUCACAGUUAAUGACUUUGAAUUUCAUGUCUACAAUCGUUCGGAUCUUUAUGGACGUCUUCAAGAGUUGUUUGGUUUGGAACCAACUAUAAUUCCACCCAAGAAGGAUGAUGAUAAGACACGGGAAAAUGGAAGAACAAGAACUCAAUCCAAAAUUGAAAGAGUUAAAGUAAAAACAGAGUCUCAAGACCCCACAUCUUCGUGGAGAUCACUUAUCCCAGUUAUUAAGGUCAACGUGAGCACAGGACGUUUGGCCUUUGGGAAUCAUUACCAACCUCAGACUCUGUGCAUCAACUUUGAUGAUGCUUUCUUAACUUACACUACAAAACCACCUUCAAGUCAUCUUGACCAGUUCAUGCACAUUGUGAAAGGAAAGCUUGAAAAUGUUCGAGUAAUGCUUGUUCCUAGUCCAAGAUAUGUUGGUCUACAAAAUGAUGAACCACCAAGACUAAUGGGAGAGGGUUUUGUGGUGAUGCAGUCAAAUGAUGUUGACAUCUACUAUUAUAUGGAUGAGCCAGGACUUGUUCCAGAAGAAACAGAAGAGAGUCUAGAAGGAGAAAUAAGCAGUGAAGAUUGCAAAUUACAAGACUUACCUCCAUGCUGGGGAUUAGAUAUUGUCUGUGGUAAAGGAACAGAUUUUAAUUAUGGACCCUGGGCUGACAGACAGAGAGAUUGUUUAUGGAAGUUUUUCUUUCCACCUGACUAUCAAGUUCUGAAAGUUUCUGAGAUCGCACAGCCUGGGAGGCCAAGACAGAUCCUUGCAUUUGAACUACGAAUGAAUAUUAUUGCAGAUGCUACCAUUGACUUGCUGUUUACUAAAAACAGGGAAACAAAUGCUGUACAUGUAAAUGUAGGGGCCGGCUCAUAUUUAGAAAUUAAUAUUCCAAUGACAGUUGAAGAAAAUGGUUACACCCCUGCAAUUAAAGGACAACUAUUACAUGUUGAUGCUACUACCAGCAUGCAGUAUCGAACCCUGUUAGAAGCAGAAAUGUUAGCAUUUCACAUCAAUGCCAGCUACCCCAGAAUUUGGAACAUGCCACAGACCUGGCAGUGUGAAUUAGAGGUUUAUAAAGCCACCUACCACUUCAUCUUUGCACAGAAGAACUUCUUUACAGAUCUGAUUCAAGACUGGUCUAGUGAUAAUGCUCCAGAUAUUUUUUCAUUUGUUCCAUACACAUGGAAUUUUAAAAUCAUGUUUCAUCAAUUUGAAAUGAUUUGGGCUGCCAAUCAACAUAACUGGAUUGACUGUUCCACUAAACAACAGGAAAAUGUAUAUCUGGCAGCCUGUGGGGAAACAUUGAACAUUGAUUUUUCUUUGCCUUUUACGGACUUUGUUCCAGCUACAUGUAAUACCAGAUUCUCCUUAAAAGGAGAAGAUGUUGAUCUUCAUUUAUUUCUACCAGAUUGCCACCCUAGCAAAUACUCAUUAUUUAUGCUGGUAAAGAACUGUCACCCAAAUAAAAUGGUUCCUGAAACUGGUAUUCCUGCUGAGUGCCAGAGUGGCCAGAAAACAGUUAAACCAAAAUGGCGCAACAUUACUCAGGAAAAGGCUGGUUGGGUUGAAUGCUGGACUGUCCCAAGUGUCAUGCUUACCAUUGAUUAUACGUGGCAUCCAAUUUAUCCACAAAAAGCAGAUGAACAGCUGAAACAGUCAUUGUCAGAAAUGGAAGAAACAAUGCUAUCUGUAUUAAGGCCAGCCCAGAAAACAUCAGAGAGAGUUGUUUCUUCUCCAUCUACUUCACCACGCCCUCCUGUUGAUCCCUCUGAACUUCCACCUGAUAAACUUCAUGUAGAAAUGGAACUGUCCCCAGAUUCUCAGAUAACUCUCUAUGGACCGCUCUUAAACGCCUUUUUGUGUAUAAAGGAGAACUACUUUGGAGAAGAUGACAUGUAUAUGGAUUUUGAAGAGGCUGUCUCCAGCCCUGUCCUGUCACUGUCAACGUCCUCCAGUUCUGGGUGGACCGGGGUUGGAGUGGACAGUGACAAAAAAGAAAAUGAAAGUUCAACCAAGUCGAUUCAUCCACUUGCCUUGCGUCCCUGGGAUAUUACAGUGCUUGUUAAUUUGUAUAAAGUUCAUGGGCGUCUUCCUGUGCAUGGAACUACUGAUGGUCCCGAAUGCCCAACAGCAUUCUUGGAAAGACUGUGUUUUGAAAUGAAAAAAGGAUUCAGGGAGACCAUGCUGCAGCUUGUCCUGUCACCCUUGAAUGUGUUUGUCAGUGAUAACUAUCAGCAGCGACCACCUGUGGAUGAGGUACUCAGGGAAGGUCACAUAAAUUUGUCAGGUCUCCAGCUGAGAGCACAUGCUAUGUUCUCAGCAGAAGGUCUUCCCUUAGGAAGUGACUCCUUAGAGUACGCAUGGCUGAUUGAUGUGCAGGCUGGAAACCUUACAGCUAAAGUCACAGCCCCACAGCUGGCAUGUCUCUUAGAAUGGGGACAGACGUUUGUUUUUCAUGUGGUAUGUCGGGAGUAUGAACUGGAAAGACCAAAGUCAGUAAUAAUAUGCCAGCAUGGAAUUGAUCGUCGGGUCUGUGAAUCUAAGUUGAGUUGUAUUCCUGGUCCUUGUCCAACAUCAGAUGAUUUAAAAUACACCAUGACUCGUUUAGCAGUAGAUGGAGCUGAUAUUUAUAUUGUGGAACAUGGUUGUGCUACAAAUAUAAAGAUGGGUGCAAUUCGGGUGGCAAAUUGUAACCUCCAUAACCAGUCAGUUGGGGAAGGAAUAAGUGCUGCAAUUCAGGACUUUCAAGUGAGACAGUAUAUUGAACAAUUAAAUAACUGCAGAAUUGGACUUCAGCCAGCGGUGCUACGGAGAGCCUACUGGCUGGAAGCUGGGUCAGCCAACUUAGGUCUAAUAACAGUUGAUGUUGCAUUAGCUGCUGAUCACCAUUCUAAACAUGAGGCACAAAGACAUUUCUUGGAAACUCACGAUGCCAGAACUAAAAGGUUGUGGUUUUUGUGGCCAGAUGAUACCUUGAAGAAUAAGAGGUGCAGAAACAAGUGUGGCUGUCUUGGUGGUUGCAGAUUCUUUGGUGGCACAGUUACUGGCCUAGAUUUCUUCAAACUUGAAGAGCUGACACCUUCAAGUAGCUCUGCAUUUUCAAACAUAACUGCGGAAUCCGAUAUGUAUUAUGGCCAGUCUUUGCUGCAGCCUGGAGAGUGGAUCAUUACUAAAGAAAUCCCUAAAACUGUAGAUGGUAAUGUGAAUGGUACAAAGAGGAAGGAAUGGGAAAACAAAUCAGUGGGAAUAGAAGUGGAGAGGAAAGCUCAGCACCUUAGUCUUCAGGUGCCCUUACGGUCCCACAGUUCAUCCUCUUCCUCAGAGGAGAACAGCAGCUCCAGCGCUGCGCAGCCCUUGCUGGCUGCUGAGAAGGAAAGCCCCUCUUCUGUCGCUGAGGACCACUUGGCUCAGAAAGAUUUCUUACAUGGUACCAAAAGAGAUGAUGGCCAAGCAAGUAUUCCUACAGAAAUUUCAGGAACCAGUCCUGUAUCUCCUAACACCCAAGACAAGUCAGUAGGACAGUCUCCUCUUCGAUCUCCUUUGAAGCGGCAAGCCUCUGUGUGUUCCACCCGACUUGGUAGUACUAAGAGCCUCACUGCUGCUUUUUAUGGAGACAAACAGCCUGUUACAGUUGGAGUCCAGUUUAGUAGUGAUGUCUCUCGAAGUGAUGAGAAUGUGCUAGACUCACCAAAACAGAGGAGAAGUUUUGGUUCAUUCCCAUACACACCAUCAGCUGACUCUAAUUCAUUUCAUCAGUAUCGGUCAAUGGAUUCCAGUAUGUCAAUGGCUGAUAGUGAAGCCUACUUCUCUGCAGCUGAAGAGUUUGAGCCCAUUAGCAGUGAUGAAGGUCCUGGAACUUACCCUGGUAGAAAAAAGAAGAAAAAGCAAAUGCAACAGAUUGACUACAGUAGGGGUUCCAUAUAUCACAGUGUAGAAGGACCACUUACUGUUCAUGGAGAAAGCAUUACAGACCCCCGAACUCUUCCAUUCAAAACUCAUCCUUCGCAGGCUUCCUUUGUUUCUGCAUUAGGUGGUGAAGAUGAAGUCAUAGAACAUCUGUACGUUGUGGAAGGUGAGAAAACAGGAGAGAGUGAGCAGAUCACGUCUCAACAGCCUGUGAUGAAUUGCUAUCAGACUUACCUUACUCAGUUUCAGGUAAUUAACUGGUCUGUUAAACAUCCUACCAACAAAAGAACCUCCAAGUCCUCAUUGCAUCGCCCUCUUGACCUAGAUACUCCAACCAGUGAAGAAAGCUCAUCAUCAUUUGAACAACUUUCUGUUCCGACAUUUAAGGUCAUCAAACAGGGACUCACUGCUAAUUCUUUGCUAGACAGAGGGAUGCAACUUUCAGGAUCAACUUCAAACACACCAUAUACUCCAUUAGACAAGAAAAUUAUUGAUAAUACAGAUGAUGAAACAUUAACAGAAGAGUGGACUCUGGACCAGCCUGUUGCUCAGACCAAGACAACAGCCAUUGUUGAAGUAAAAGGAACUGUUGAUGUUGUUCUGACUCCACUGGUGGCUGAAGCCUUAGACAGAUAUAUUGAAGCUAUGGUUCACUGUGCUAGUACCCGGCACCCAGCUGCAAUUGUAGAUGAUCUUCACACCAAAGUCCUUAGAGAAGCUGUCCAAAAUAGUAAGACUACCUUCUCAGAAAAUUUGUCCCCUAAGCAAGAUGUUCGAGGAACAAAAACUGAGCAUCCUGUGAUAGGAACAACUAACCAGGGACAAAUUCAGACAAAUGUUACAACAAAGCAAGAUAAUGUGACAAUUAAAGGUCUGCAGGCUAAUGUGAGCAUACCAAAGGUAAUAACUGACUCUCCCAUGGCAGCCGAAACUGUAGAUUAUCGAAGACAAGGAACAUCAUCUAGCCAGCCAGGAGAACCCAGAGGAAGAAAGAUUAUGAAGCGUUUAGUGGACAUCAGAGAACUGAAUGAACAGGCGAAAGUCAUAGAUGAUCUUAAAAAAUUGGGUGCAAGUGAAGGAACCAUAAACCAGGAAAUUCAGCGUUACCAACAGCUGGAGUCUGUGGCUGUGAAUGACAUCCGAAGAGAUGUUCGUAAAAAGUUACGGAGAUCCAGUAUGCGAGCUGCUUCCCUCAAGGAUAAGUGGGGUUUAGGUUACAAACCAAGUUAUAGCCGAUCAAAGAGCAUUUCAGCCUCCGGAAGACCACCUCUUAAGAGAAUGGAAAGAGCAAGUUCUCGAAUAGGAGAAACUGAUGAACUUCCAGAAAUCCGUGUGGAUGCGGCAUCUCCUGGACCCAGAGUAACUUUUAACAUCCAGGAUACAUUGAAAAACACAGUGUGGGGAAGUUCACCACAGCCCAGCUCUCCAGGGGAAGGGUACUUUCAGUUUCCAGAGGAGACAGAACUGGAUCUUUUGUCAGUAACUAUUGAAGGUCCAUCGCAUUACUCAUCAAACAGUGAAGGAUCAUGCUCGGUGUUCAGCUCUCCCAAAACCACAGGAAGCUUUUCACCAAAUGUCCCUUUCCAAUCCGAAGAUGGCCGACGGGAUGACAGUCUGUCUUCUACCAGCGAAGACUCUGAAAAGGAUGAGAAAGAUGAAGACCGUGAGAGGGAAAGAUUCUAUAUUUAUAGGAAGCCCUCACAUACCUCUCGUAAGAAAGCCACAGGCUUUGCUGCUGUUCAUCAACUUCUUACUGAACGCUGGCCUACAACACCAGUCAACCGAAGUCUUAGUGGCACAGCUACUGAGAGAAAUAUUGACUUUGAACUUGAUAUACGGGUAGAAAUUGACAGUGGGAAAUGUGUCCUCCACCCGACCACUCUUUUGCAGGAGCAUGAUGAUAUAAGUUUAAGAAGGAGUUAUGAUCGAAGUUCUAGGAGUUUAGAUCAAGAUUCUCCUUCAAAAAAGAAAAAAUUUCAAACUAAUUAUGCUUCUACCACUCAUUUAAUGACGGGCAAGAAAGUGCCAUCCUCUCUACAGACAAAGCCCAGUGACUUAGAAACAACAGUGUUUUAUAUUCCUGGAGUGGACGUAAAGUUGCAUUACAAUUCUAAGACAUUAAAGACUGAAUCACCUAAUGCCUCCAGAGGAUCUUCCUUGCCUAGAACACUCUCCAAAGAGUCCAAGUUGUAUGGUAUGAAAGAUAACGCAGCAUCUCCUUCUUCUCCUCCUUUACCUUGCACUGUCCAGAGCAAGACUAACACCUUACUUCCUCCCCAACCCCCACCUCUUCCCUCAGCCAAAGGAAAAGGCAGUGGAGGAGUAAAAACAGCCAAGCUCUAUGCUUGGGUAGCACUUCAGUCAUUACCAGAAGAAAUGGUUAUUAGCCCUUGUCUAUUGGACUUUCUGGAGAAGGCUCUGGAAACUAUCCCAAUUACACCAAUUGAAAGGAAUUAUACAGCAGUCAGUUCACAAGAUGAAGAUAUGGGACAUUUUGAAAUCCCAGAUCCUAUGGAAGAAUCAACAACAUCCCUAGUGUCAUCUUCAACGUCUGCUUACUCUUCCUUCCCUGUAGAUGUUGUGGUUUAUGUUCGAGUUCAGCCUUCACAGAUCAAAUUUAGUUGUUUGCCAGUAUCAAGAGUAGAGUGCAUGCUGAAGCUGCCAUCCCUGGACUUGGUUUUUUCUUCAAACCGAGGAGAACUAGACACUUUGGGGACUACAUACCCUGCAGAGAUCUUGUCCCCUGGUGGUAAUGCUCCUCAGAGUGGGACAAAGACCUCUGCUAGCAAAGCUGGAAUACCAGGCUCAUCAGGAUUAGGCAGCCCGCUUGGCAGAAGUCGACACAGUAGCAGUCAGUCAGAUCUCACUGGCUCCAGCAGCAGCUCAUCUGGCCUGAGCUUCACUGCAUGCAUGUCUGACUUUUCCCUGUACGUGUUUCACCCCUAUGGUGCAGGGAAGCAGAAGUCCACCGUUUCUGGUCUUACAUCUGGAUCCGGAGGACUAGGAAAUGUAGAUGAAGAACCUACGUCAGUCACUGGUCGAAAAGACUCAUUAAGUAUAAACCUUGAGUUUGUAAAAGUGAGCUUGUCUCGGAUAAGGCGCUCAGGAGGUGCCUCAUUUUUUGAAAGUCAGUCUGUAAGCAAGUCUGCAAGCAAAAUGGACACUACAUUGAUCAAUAUAUCUGCUGUGUGUGAUAUAGGGUCUGCUUCAUUUAAGUAUGAUAUGCGCCGACUCAGUGAAAUUUUGGCGUUUCCAAGAGCCUGGUACAGGAGAAGUAUUGCAAGGCGCCUGUUCCUUGGAGACCAAACUGUAAAUUUGCCAACAUCUGGUCCAGGGACUCCUGAUUCCAUUGAAGGGGUUAGCCAGCACCUUUCUCCUGAGUCAUCAAGGAAAGCAUACUGCAGGACCUGGGAUCAGCCAAGUCAGUCAGCCUCUUUCACUCAUAUGCCUCAGUCACCCAACGUGUUCAAUGAGCACAUGACCAAUAGUACCAUGUCACCAGGGUCAGCAGCACAGAACCUCAAGUCCCCAGCUUCCAUAAGAUCAAGGAGUGUGUCAGACUCUUCAGUUCCUCGAAGAGAUUCAAUUUCCAAAACAUCAACGCCUGUUAACAAAUCAAACAAAGCAGCAAGCCAGCAAGGGACUCCAUGGGAGACACUUGUUGUAUUCGCUAUCAACUUGAAACAACUAAAUGUUCAAAUGAAUAUGAGUAAUGUCAUGGGAAAUACAACUUGGACAACUAGUGGUUUGAAAAGCCAAGGCCGGCUUUCUGUAGGAAGUAACCGUGAUCGAGAGAUUAGCAUGUCUGUAGGUCUGGGAAGGUCACAGUUAGAUUCCAAAGGAGGAGUAGUUGGUGGGACCAUCGAUGUCAAUGCUUUGGAGAUGGUUGCUCAUAUUUCUGAACAUCCAAAUCAGCAACCCAGCCACAAAAUACAGAUUACCAUGGGUUCUACUGAAUCUCGGGUUGAUUACAUGGGCUCAAGUAUCCUUAUGGGUAUCUUCAGCAAUGCUGAUCUUAAGCUUCAGGAUGAAUGGAAAGUGAACUUAUAUAACACCCUGGAUUCAAGCAUGACUGAUAAAAGUGAGAUUUUUGUGCAUGGAGACUUGAAGUGGGAUAUUUUCCAAGUAAUGAUAUCAAGAUCAACCACACCAGACUUGAUAAAAAUAGGAAUGAAACUCCAAGAAUUUUUCACACAACAGUUUGAUACCAGCAAACGAGCUCUGUCGACCUGGGGACCUGUUCCUUAUCUUCCACCCAAGACCAUGACUAACAACCUGGAGAAAAAUUCACAAGAGCAGUUGCUCGAUGCUGCGCACCACCGACAUUGGCCUGGGGUGUUGAAGGUGGUAUCUGGAUGCCAUAUAUCCUUAUUUCAGAUACCAUUGCCAGAAGAUGGGAUGCAGUUUGGAGGAUCCAUGAGCUUACAUGGGAAUCACAUGACCCUGGCUUGUUUUCAUGGCCCAAAUUUCCGUUCAAAAUCCUGGGCCCUUUUUCAUUUAGAAGAACCAAAUAUUGCCUUUUGGACUGAAGCUCAGAAAAUCUGGGAAGAUGGCUCUAGUGAUCAUUCUACAUACAUUGUUCAAACACUGGAUUUUCAUCUGGGUCAUAAUACCAUGGUUACCAAACCAUGUGGUGCUCUGGAAAGUCCCAUGGCAACAAUAACCAAGAUAACAAGGCGUCGCCACGAAAACCCACCUCAUGGAGUAGCGAGUGUAAAAGAAUGGUUCAACUAUGUCACUGCCACAAGGAACGAAGAGCUAAACUUACUUCGUAAUGUUGAUGCUAAUAACAUGGAGAACAGUACUACUAUGAAGAAUUCUAGUUUGUUGAGUGGAUUCAGGGGAGGUUCCAGCUACAAUCAUGAAACAGAGACUAUCUUUGCAUUGCCAAGGAUGCAGCUUGAAUUUAAAUCAAUUCAUGUUCAAGAACCACAGGAGCCUUCAUUACAAGAUGCCAACUUGAAACCCAAGGUGGAAUGCAGUGUGGUGACAGAGUUUACUGACCACAUUUGUGUGACUAUGGAUGCUGAGCUCAUCAUGUUUCUCCAUGACCUGGUGUCAGCCUAUCUGAAAGAAAAAGAAAAGGCCAUUUUUCCACCUCGGAUUCUAUCCACUCGACCAGGACAAAAGAGUUCAAUUAUUAUGCAUGAUGAUAAUUCCUCUGACAGAGACAGAGAAGACAGCAUCACUUACACCACUGUGGACUGGAGAGACUUUAUGUGCAACACAUGGCAUUUGGAGCCUACUCUCAGAUUAAUUUCUUGGACUGGAAGAAAGAUUGAUCCAGUAGGUGUUGAUUAUAUUCUUCAAAAAUUGGGCUUUCACCAUGCCAGGACUACUAUUCCUAAAUGGCUUCAGAGAGGUGUGAUGGACCCACUGGACAAGGUGUUGUCUGUUCUCAUCAAAAAACUUGGCACUGCACUGCAGGAUGAAAAGGAAAAGAAAGGAAAAGACAAAGAAGAACACUAGAAUAGUAGCUUGAUCUGUGAAAAACCUGAUUGUGUCCGUUAAGUUUUAUUACACUGGAUUUCUUUUUCAGCAUAACUUUAAAUAUUACUUUAAAUAAUUCUAAUUUUGUGACUAUUAUUGUAACAGUUUGUAAGUUAAUCUGUUUAUUCUAGUUCUACCAUUCUGUAUACAGUAAAGUAGUGCAUGAAAAUAUAAAUUUUAUGGAAAACUACAUAAAAUAUACACAUAAAAUUUAUGAUUGUUUUAUGUGCAAUAUGAUUCUGCAUUUAAAAUAUUUGCAGAGUAACUGUGAAUUUUUUUGUUAUUGGCCAUAACUUUUAGAAAAACUCUUGUUGAUAAUGUGAUUGGGGGGAUCAUUUUUUUAUGUAGACUUGUAUAAAUACCUAUUUGUAUAUAAUUUGAGUAAUUGUGAUGAUUGUAUACAACAAAAAUGUUGUUUGUAACUAUUGUAAUAAAGUCACAAUAAUGGCUUCA
Molecule: messenger RNA, 10498 nt
Organism: Myodes glareolus (Bank vole)
Lineage: Eukaryota; Metazoa; Chordata; Mammalia; Rodentia; Cricetidae
Source: RefSeq, a predicted model, not a curated record